Molecule: messenger RNA, 2482 nt
Organism: Lethenteron reissneri (Far Eastern brook lamprey)
Lineage: Eukaryota; Metazoa; Chordata; Hyperoartia; Petromyzontiformes; Petromyzontidae
Product: homeobox protein Hox-A9-like
Biological process (GO): regulation of transcription by RNA polymerase II; embryonic skeletal system morphogenesis; anterior/posterior pattern specification
Cellular component (GO): nucleus
Molecular function (GO): DNA-binding transcription factor activity, RNA polymerase II-specific; RNA polymerase II cis-regulatory region sequence-specific DNA binding
Source: RefSeq, a predicted model, not a curated record
CGGCCAGCACGAGCCAGCGACGGCGGCGCGGCGCGCGCAGCCGCCUUAUUUAUUCCGAUGUCGAGCUCGGGAGCGCUCAGCACCUACUACGUGCACUCGCUCAUCAGCGGCGAUGCGGACGGGAUGAUGAGCGCGGCCGCCGCGGCUGCGGCAGCGGCGGCGGCCGCGCGGUACCCGGGCGGAGCGCACCACCACCCGCAGGCGGCGCGGCCCGCGGCGCCCGUGCAACUGCCCGAACACCCCGACUUCCCGUCGUGCAGCUUCCAGCCCAAGGGCUCCGUGUUCGCCUCGCCGUCCGCCUGGGCGCCCAUCCCGACGCAGCCGCCGCCCGGCGGGGUCUUCCACCCGCACGCGGCCUACGUGGGGCAGUCGCACCUCGCUGACGAGGGCAGCCGCUACGUGCGCUCUUGGUUGGAGCCCGUUGGAUUUUCGGGAUUCGGUGGCGGCGGCGGCGGCGGCGGUGGUGGUGGUGGGGCCAGGCCCUAUGACUACAAGCCGGAGCCUCUGCAGCAGCAGCAACAGCAGCAGCAGGCGGUGAAGCGACGCGACGUGACGGCGGGAGUGGUGGCCUACGAGACGUCUCCAGGAGCCACCGUGGCCCCCUUGCUCGGCGGGGACUUCCCGCUGGAGGCGCCGAGCGAGGGCCGCGAGAAGUUGGCCGACGUGUCCCCGUACCCGUGCACGGACGACGCGGACGUGAACUCGGAGAAGAGCGACGACAAGCCGGCCAUCGACCCGAACAACCCCACCGCCAACUGGAUCCACGCGCGGCCCUCUCGCAAGAAGCGCUGCCCCUACACCAAGUUCCAGACCCUGGAGCUGGAGAAGGAGUUCCUCUUCAACAUGUACCUGACGCGGGACCGGCGCUACGAAGUCGCCCGCGUGCUCAGCCUCACCGAGCGCCAGGUGAAGAUCUGGUUCCAGAACCGGCGCAUGAAGAUGAAAAAGAUGAACAAGGACAGAAACAAAGAUCCGCAGUGAGGUCGUCGGAAGCGCCGUGUUUGUAGAGAAGCGCCCGGAAGCACGAGAUGAGACGGAUUGGUGUUGACGAUGGUGGUGGUUGGUGUUGGUGGCGGUGGGUGGUUGUUGUUGUUGUUGGUGGUGGUGGUGAAGACGUCGACAGUCAACAACUUUCAAAUGUGAACAACAGCAAUUGAUACAGCUCCCCGGUGAACGCAAUGGAAGUGCGCGUUCGACUUUGCAUCGUACAUUAAAACAACAGAAAGGAAAGGAUACACUGAUAAUGAAGGUCUCACGUUAUAUAUAUAUAGUAUAUAUAUUAAUAAAUACACCAUGCCGGAGUGCAGCUAUUUUUCAGAACGGUUGUACCUUGCACAAAUCGGUAAUAUCUUUAUUAAGGUUUAGGCAUUGCGGUUAAGCUGUUCGGAAUUUACAACUAUUUAAUCAAUGGCUCUUCCCCUUUUCAUUUCUAAAGAAGAGGGGUUUCCGUGGCUCAAGACGCGUGCAGUCCCAACUACCUUGGAAGCAAUUCCAAUAAUUACGUUUCAUUAUUUUGGAAUAAGUACAAUUGUUUUGGACGGCAGACUGAAAAAGGGGAGGUGACUGCUGAGUGUUUAUUAUUAUUGUUAUUAUAUCAUGAAUAUUAUAGAGCACUGUUGUAUUAAUUACAUUUAACCGAUGUACAUUUAUUUAAACCGUUUACAAAACAAACAAAAAAAAUCGAAGUAAUUUUAUAUAAUAAUUAUAUAUUAAAAUUAUUAAAGAAAAAGGGGAGGAGUUAUUCACACGAUAUUUGGGCUACCUACAUAGAAGAAGCUGACACUUUGUAAAUGUAGAAAUGCGCGCAAAUUAAAAAAAAAAUUACAACAAAAAAAAGAGUUCCUUUUAUUUAAGAGACUUUAAAAAAAGAUAGUGUACACGUGGGUUCCCGAACGCGACUGUACAGUGUUACACCCGGCCCUCAUCGCUGCCGCCCGCGUACUUGAAAAUCGUGUUUUGUGACUGCUGUGUAAUGUCAGGAUUUAUACUCGAUACUUAAUCUGGAUCGCGACGUUAUAUAUGUGUAGGUGUGUGCGUGUGUGUACGUAGCGUUAUAUACAGCAACUCUCCAUCCUCCCCCUCCCCACCUUCCCUUUUGGAAUGAUUAAAGGAACCCCUACUCGACUGCCCAUCGCUCGCCCCUGCGGGUUUGUUCAUCGGUUGCUUUCGUUGCAUGCAAUCGGUCGGUCUGUAGGCACGAGAGAGAGAGAGAGACACACACACACAGAGCACGUUGGAGCCAAUUUGAACGCACAUCCGACAGGGUUGCAAGCAAAUCUCGCUCUCUCUCUCCCUCCGUGUUCUACUCCCAUGUUGUUCGCUCGUCGUGGUAGCUGUAUGUAUGUGUGUAUGUAUAUAUAUUCGCAGUACUGUGACUAUUGCCUUCCUGGUAUGGUAAAGUUUUUAUUGUAAAAUAUAUUAUAUUAAUAUUUACCCGUGGCCCCUAUCGCUCACCCCGCCCCACCCGCCAACCACACCUCCC